Messenger RNA from Eucalyptus grandis, 1924 nucleotides. RefSeq names its product TITAN-like protein. The transcript is spliced from 7 exons. The record is from RefSeq and is a predicted model, not a curated record. Lineage: Eukaryota; Viridiplantae; Streptophyta; Magnoliopsida; Myrtales; Myrtaceae. Bases 284 to 1651 code for a protein of 455 amino acids.
UUUUCGUGAAAUGAAGUGAUGAUUUUCUUUUCUUCUCCCGGGCUUUGUUCCCGCCGUGCACAGCCUAAAACGACGAACCACGAUCGAAACGGCGCGUUUUCUGUAAGCAUCCACCGCUCCCGCCGCGGAAGUUGCAGCGACCGAGAAGGUUCCCAAGUCGAGCCGAGCCGAGCCGAGCCGAGUCGAGCCGAGUCGCACCGCACGAGUCUCCGCCGUCCCGGGUCGCCGGCGCCGAUCGGGUUCACUCCGGCGACACGCGUUCUCCGAUGACUAUCCCGUAAAUAUGGCGGGGGACUCUUCACCGCGCCGGCAGCCGAACCCUAACUCUGGCCCCGCCGUCCCGAUCGACAACUCCAAGAAGAGGACGGCGGCGGCGGCGGCGGCGACGACGGCGACGAAGAGGAAGAGCGAGUUUGAGUUCUGCAAAGUCUGCAAGCUCAAUCACGAUCAAGGACAGCGUCACAAGUACUUACCGAACCACAAGAGAUCGCUUUCCGGGUACCUCGAUCGGUUCCGCUCCAAAUUGGGCGACGUCCGGUUCUUCCUCGACAACCCUAGCCUGCUCCGCCCCGAGCACGUUUCUCGAAACCGGUUCUGGUGCGUCUUCUGCGAUGUCGACGUCGAGGAGCUCGAUAGUUCGUUUGCCUGCGGGAAUGCAAUCAAUCACCUAGCGGGUGCAGAUCACCUAAAAAAUCUGAAGCAUUUUAUUUGGAAAUAUGGUGGUGCAAUGGACUGCCUCAACGAUUUCAGGAUUUUGGAUGACGAUGUAGCUAAGUGGGAGAAGAAAUGCGAAACAUUGAAGAAAGAAGCUGCAUUAUCUGGAGAAGGAUCACAUGGACCAACAUGUGGACUGUCAAAUGAUAUCCAAAAUGAACAGAACUAUGGGAUUGUCGAGAAUUUUAGAAAUAAUUCUGUAUAUCAUCCUCAUGAAAACUUUUUGAAUGCUGUUAUGCCUUUACAAUAUUUUACGAAUGAGUAUCAGAUAUCCCAUACUGGACCUAACGGGGUUCCAAACACUUGUGGUGCAUCUCACACUUCCACCUUUUCAUCGCCUGAGGUGUUACCCCAGAGAUCUAGUGGUUCAACAGGGAAUGGAAGUAUGUGGUGCUCCGGUGUCUAUCGAGAUUGUGACAAGAACUUUGUUUCCAAUGGUUUCAUUGGUGAUGGUGUUGGAGGGAUGAAGAAAGGAGACAGCAGCUAUCAAGGUCUGCAGCUGCUCACUGGGAUUUCUUCCUCAUCCCGAGGGGAUGUUCAAGGAAAUGUGCAUUCUGGAGCACCACCUCCUUGGUUGGAUGUUUCUGAACGAAGUCAGACAGACAAGCAGAGACAGCAGCCAUCAGUGAGCCUAAUUUCUCCUUCUAAUAAGCCACGAAAGUCCAAGUUAAACCCUAAAAGGGUGGGCGCUGCUUGGGCUGAAAGGAGAAAGAUUGAGAUGGAGAUGGAGAGAAGAGGAGAAAUCAUUAAGAGCUGCAAUGAUGUUGAAUGGCUUCCAAAUUUUGGCCGUGUUUGGCAGGCAGGCAGUCGAAAGGAAUCAAGAAAAGAAUUUGAGAUGGAGAAAAGAAAAUUGCCUAGUGUUGAAACUCAACCUGAGAUGCCAAUAGAUGUUCAGCCGUACAUCAGCAAGCGAAUGCGCAGAGAUGUAAGCAAAUGAGAUUUGGUUGAUCUUGGCAGUGUAAAUAUAUCUGCGAAGCUUCAGAUUAUGUUUGGUAUGUAUAGUUUUUGACCUAUUUGCAAGUUUUCAGUUAGACACACCCUUUCAUGGCUGCAGUAGUCUGGCAAAUUUUGGUUUGUGCCUGGGCAUUUGCGACUAUUUGUGUCAUUUCUCAUGAUCGAGGUGUCCAUGUUUUCACUAUGAAUAAUGGAAUUAUUGGAAUGACUUUUGAUGUAUUAUCAUGAGCUUAGGGCCAUAUUGCUCUUUCUAUUG